AUGCAAUUCCUGGAAGACGACGUGAACCUCGGAACUUUGACACUCCCGGGUACUCGCCACAGUUGUGCAUCGACGACGAAUAUCAACGACGCAGAUGUCCACAUCGAGCCGGAGGACGACAAGAAGCUCACGAAGAAGCUCAGGAAGAUGCACCAACAUCAUCACGAUUCGAUCCCAAAGCAGCUGAAGAAGGGCAUUCGACUACUCCAGUUAUCCUGCGGCAAAGGCAACUUCAUUUCACAUGGACCCUUGACCAUCGCAAACAGCUAUCUGGAAGAUUUCAUUCAUCAGAUAACUGAGUUCCUCAAGGAAAACGAUUCCGAGACAGUCGUUGUGUUUCUAAGCUGGUCUUCUGCCUGCAUCCACGAGUUUGACGCUACUAAACCAUGGUCAGAGGGAGGCCAUUCCAUGGUUCACGACCCGGUGCCGGAAAGGUUCGACAAAUACCUGAAAUCGAUUCUGGGCGAUAGCGACGUAUUUUACACCAGUACCAAGGAAGAAUGGCCAACUCUAGGGGAUGUCCGUGGAAAGGCCGUCAUUCUCUGCGGGUGGGAAGCCAAACACCAAGUUGACCGGUGCGGUCGAUAUCAUGAGCCACUAUCGGAGAAGGUUUCGCACGACUCUACCAUCAUGGACACAAAACAAUUGGUUGAGGAGACAUGGAACAGCAUUACCAGCAAAUUCGACAGCUUUGGGGUCCCUCAAGAUAUUAUCCUAGGGGCCUCCUUGCAACACGAUCCUAACAACCCCAAUGGAUGGAUCGUACCAUGUUCCACAGCACCGCUGCUGCAACAAAAGGCCAGAUGUUAUUUUGAGAAACACCACGAGCAACUCAGGGGGCUUUGGUUCUAUGGGGACUUCAUGGAGGAAGAGACAAACAUGGCAAUUGCAAGGCUCAACUGGUACGGUACGGCUGAAGGUGAUUUCUGUCGACCGGUGAUGCCAAAGGCUCGGACUGCCUGA
Molecule: messenger RNA, 963 nt
Organism: Colletotrichum karsti
Lineage: Eukaryota; Fungi; Ascomycota; Sordariomycetes; Glomerellales; Glomerellaceae
Product: 1-phosphatidylinositol phosphodiesterase
Exons: 1
Coding region: 1-963 (320 amino acids)
Biological process (GO): lipid metabolic process
Molecular function (GO): phosphoric diester hydrolase activity
Source: RefSeq, a predicted model, not a curated record